Molecule: messenger RNA, 780 nt
Organism: Cadophora gregata
Lineage: Eukaryota; Fungi; Ascomycota; Leotiomycetes; Helotiales; Ploettnerulaceae
Exons: 2
Coding region: 1-780 (259 amino acids)
Biological process (GO): superoxide metabolic process
Molecular function (GO): metal ion binding
Source: RefSeq, a predicted model, not a curated record
AUGUACACCUCCUCCAUCGUCGCGGUCUUCUCGACUGUACUACUCGCCUUUACCAACGCCCAGUCCACCACUGAGCCCAUCACUGGCAUUCGCGGGAAUGCGACCGUUGUUGAGAACAACCCAGUCGGAGUGAUCUACACAGCUACCCUUCCCGAGAAGCCAUUCUUCAAUCCAACAAACCCAAAGGGCAACGUUAAAGGAUCCAUCUCUGCUGCCGCAAAUCCCAAUGGCAUUGGCGUGAAGUUUGCGGUCAAGUUUGAGAAUUUACCAACCACAGGGGGUCCAUUCCUCUACCACAUUCACGAUGCUCCUGUCCCCGCUGAUGGAAACUGCUCCAAGACUCUUGCUCAUGCGGACCCUUACAUCCGCGGCGAGGCACCCGCUUGCGACGCACAGCUCCCACAAGCCUGCCAAACCGGUGACCUCUCCGGGAAAUAUGGAAACAUUGCAUCUGACCCCUUCGAAGCUACCUACACUGAUGAUUUCGCAUCUACACUCCCGGGCAUUGGCGCCUUCUUCGGCAACCGCUCAUUCGUCAUUCACUUCGCCAACAAGACGCGUAUCACAUGCGCCAAUUUCACGCUCGUCGGCUCGAACGACACAGCAACUGUGCCUCCAUACCCAACCACCAUGCCCACGACUCUUCCAAGCACUGUUCCCUCGACAAGUGCCACACCAACCUCGUCUGGUCCACCAGUCGAGUUCACCGGAGGUGCCAAUGCAGGUGCCGCAUCUAUGCUGUCUCUGACAGCUGUCUUCGGACUCUUUUUCAUGUUGUAA